AUGAAGGGGGACGCACAGAAGAAGGAGGAAGUUGUUAAGGCAACCCCCCCCAACGAAUCAGGUGAAAAAAUCAGCAUUAACCCGAAAAAGAGGAACUACCAGGAUUUGAAGGAAAAUAUGAAGACGAUGAAAGGGAAGUUCUUCUACAUCACGGCGCUGUCUAUCCUUUUGCUCAAAUGUGCAGUGGGAGGCCACGGGAGGGUCGUAAACAGGAGCCCGCGCGCCACUGUGAUGUAUGUAAGGGUCGUUUCCACGUGUCGACUCAGGAAAAGUGCCCACAAAAGUGCGCAUAAAAGUGCGCAUACAAAUGAGCCUGAAAAUGAGCUUAAAAGUAACGCCCAUGGCAGCGCGCUUAGCUAUAAUGUGCACCUCCCAAGCAGUUUAAACAUUUCGAGUGUAAACUUAGAUGAGGGCGUCCUCGAAAUUGGGAACCUCCCGCUUAGCAGCUACAACAUCGUGUCGGUUGACUACGGCUAUAGCUUCAUGGGCCUGUGUGUGCGAUGUAAGAACAAAUACAUAUACGAGAAAAUCACCGCAAGACACAAGCAUUUAAUUUACAACAAGGAGUUUGACGUACCCCUCAAGGAAAAUGUCAUCCUGUUUUAUGCCCUGUACUUUAAUGGCCACAUUUAUAAUUUUUUUUCCUUUUUCCAUUACCUGUUCGAAUGCAUAUAUAACAGCAAUGUGAUUGUUCUCAUCGGAUGCAACGGGCCGCACAUGAACAUGCUGGCAAGCGAUAUGGGCAGACAUCUGUGCUAUUUUAUGAACGAGGUGAAUGGAGAGAGAAAACCCCCCCUGGGGAAGAGCGCAAGAAGAAUUCCCUUCGAAGUGAAAAACGAAUUGAUCACAUUCAAAAAUAGAAAUGUUUAUAAAGAGCAACAAAAUAAUUUUGUGGAAAAAUAUUGUAUCAUGUCGAGCAAGGAAAAUCAAAAGAUGGAAAACAAAACGGACACUUGUUUAAACUUCUCAUUAAAAAAUAUGGUGACCAAAGUGAAGGAUCAAAAUAAUACUUUAUUUUCAAAAUUUUACAACAAAAAUUGUGCAGGCAGGAAGGAUGCCUUAUCUGCCUGCUAUCUGCUGGACUACUUUUGCAACUACUAUGAGAGUAGCGGCAGUUUUUUUCUGUUGCCCUCCAGGAAUGUCAAUUAUGUGUACCAUGUAAAGAAGUGACCCCCGAGGAGUGGCUACUUUCGCUGCGUGUGGAGUGUCUUCCCCGACGAAAGUGCAGUAUGUGUAGCAUUUACAUGUGUACGUGCGUACGUGUGUACACCUCUGCGUAUCACCCACACUUGUGCAUAGGCCAUGCUUCAGCGCUAUUGCACAAAUACGUUGUAGACCACCUCCGUUGCGCGAUCUUCCAUUGGCGUAAAUUAUGCCCCACGGCAAAUUUACUUUUUCGCCCCUUCGUACAGGUGACAAAAGUUUGAAGCGUCAUUCGGCAGGUGCCAGUGUCGCCUUUUCAUUCGUUCGUUAGGCUCAGCUGCUAACAAGCUCGCUAGCUCGUUUAUUUUUAUUUAUACAUAUUUUUUUUUUUUUUUGCAAUUUGUUUUUCGAAAUGGCUGACCUGUUCAUAUUUUUUUCGCAACGCUUUUUUGAUUUCCCCAAUUUGGCUAGCAAAGCGAAGAUUUGCUUUUAUUUUUUUUUUUGUAAAGUAUAUGCGCGGUUUGUAUGCAAGCUGAGAAUUUGCCGCGUCACGCGGGGGUAUACAUAUGUUACAUAAGUAUGCGCACUGUUCAUCGCUACUUGGCCACUACCAUGCGAGUGAGUCGUUUUAAGCUCGUUUUUGUGAAAGGAGAAACUACGCUUUG
Plasmodium vivax (malaria parasite P. vivax) is the source of this 1808-nucleotide messenger RNA. RefSeq lists its product as hypothetical. The transcript is spliced from 5 exons. Lineage: Eukaryota; Apicomplexa; Aconoidasida; Haemosporida; Plasmodiidae. The record is from RefSeq and is a predicted model, not a curated record. Bases 1 to 1170 code for a protein of 389 amino acids.